AUCCACCAUCCUGCAGGAGAGCAAGGCCCUGCUGCGCUCGCAGACGGUGUCAGACCAGGCGGUGGCAGAGGCUCUGUGUGCCAUCAUGCUGCUGGAGGACAGCUCCCCACGCCAGGCCCUGGCUGACCUCCUGUUGGCCAGGAAACUGGCCAUCCAGCAGCUGCUCAACCAGCCCCACCACGGUGCAGGUAUCAAGGCUCAGGUGUGUUCCCUGAUGGAGCUGCUCACCACUACCCUGUACCAGGCUCAUGCUCUCUUCUACACCAUGCCUGAAGGGAUGGCAUCAGAUCCAGCCCUGCCCUGUGGCUUGCUCUUCUCCACCCUGGAGAGCACCACAGCCCAGCACCCUGCAGGGAGAGGAGGGGUGCUGGAGGAGGAUUGGAAGCUGAGCAGUUGGUUCAAGUACCUGCCCGAGUCCGUGGUGGAGUUCCAGCCCGCCCUGCGCACCCUGGCACACCCCAUCAGCCAAGAGCACCUCAGGGAGACCCUGCAGCAGUGGAUCAACAUGUGCAGCGAAGACAUCAGGGCUGGGGUCAGCAACCUGCUGGUGUACGUGAAGAGCAUGAAGGGGCUGGCAGGGAUCCGGGAUGCUGUGUGGGAGCUGCUCACCAGUGAGUCCAGCAGCCACAACUGGGAGGCUGUGUGCCAGCGCCUCCUGGGCAGGCCUGUGUCCUUCUGGGAGGACCUGCUGCAGCAGCUCUUCCUGGACAGGCUGCAGACUCUGACCAAAGAAGGCUUCGAGUCCAUCUCAAGCAGCUCCAAGCAGCUGCUCACUUUAGCCUUGCAGGAACUAGAAGUCAAAGCUGGUUCCUCAGCCCUGAGCAAGCAGAUCCAGCUGGAGCACAACGUGGCUCUGUUCCUGUGGUCGGAGAGCCCUGGGGACCUGCCCGCGGAUGCUGCCUGGGUCAGCGUGGCCCAGCGUGGGCCCUUCACCAGGGCUGGGCUGGCCAUGAAGGCACAGGCACUCACCCCCUGCGUGCAGAGUUUCUGCUCAGCCCUGGACAGCAAGCUGAAGGCCAUGCUGGAUGAUCUCCUGUCCUACCUCCCCACAGACUCAGUCUCCAAGGAGCAGCCACACUCGGCCUUUGACCGCUAUGCCGACGCCGGCACCGUGCGGGCACUGCUCCGUGCCCACUGUGUCUCCUGUGUCCAGCACAUCCUGGGCUGUGUGCAGGAGGAGCUCCAGAGUGCCCAGAGCCUGCUGGGGGGGCAGCUGGACCCCCCCAGCGAUGCCAAGCUCAACGCUGUGCUCUUCAUGGCAAGGCUGUGCCAGUCACUGAGUGAGCUGUGCCCUCACCUGCAGCAGUGUGUGCUGGGCCAGGCAGAGGUGGUGCUGAGGGACACACGUUCCACCAAGAAGCUGGGCAAGGGGAAAGCCCAGGAGGUGACCCCUGAGCAGGCCAAGUGGCAGGAGCUGAAGGCAGAGCUCUUGCAGCAGAGCCUGUUGGCUUACCAGAUCUGGAGCUCAGCUGUCACCAAAGCUCUGGUUCAGUGCUUCACCCACACAUUGCUGCUGGACACAGCUGGUUCUGUCCUGGCCACAGCCACCAACUGGGAUGAAAUUGAAAUCCAGGAGGAGACUGAGUCUGGAAGCAGUGUGACAUCCAAGAUCCGCCUGCCCGUGCAGCCUUCCUGGCACGUCCAGUGCCUCCUGUUCAGCCUGUGCCAGGAGGUGAACCGGGUUGGGGGUCACACUCUGCCCAAGGUCACCCUGCAGGAGCUGCUGAGGACCUGCAUGGCAGAGGUACUCACUGCCUAUGAGAAGCUCAUGGAGCAGAAGCAGGAGAAGAAGGUGGACACCUUCCCCCUGACCCAGAGCAGAGCUCUGCAGCUGCUUUACGACCUGAGGUACCUCAGCAUCAUCCUGACAGCAAAGAGUGAGGAGGGAAAGCCCAGCAGGAGCAAGCAUGACUCCAGGAUUGAGCAGGUGAUUGACUUCCUGGAGGGACACAUCGAUCCCUUUGACUUGGACGUUUUCACUCCACACCUGAACACCAACCUGAAUCGCCUGGUGCAGAGAACCUCGGUGCUCUUUGGUUUGCUGACAGGCACAGAGCAGCAGUACACGACCCGGAGUGGUGCUCUGAGCUCUCAGGAGCUCCACAACAUCCUGCCCUUAGCAUCCAGCCAGAUCAGGUUUGGCCUCCUGCCUCUGAGCAUGUCGAGCUCCCGAAGGGGCAGAGCUGCUGCCAGGAGCACAGAGCGAGCACAGGUUCCACCUGCUGUGGUGCCCAGAGAGGACGAGGGGUCACGGCCUGGGGCUCUGUUCAGGCAGUUUGUCACCGAGGAGGAGGACACAGCUGCACCUUCCCUCUUCAAGCUGGGAUGGCUGUCAGGCAUGGCCAAAUGA
This is a messenger RNA of Acanthisitta chloris (rifleman), 2350 nucleotides long. RefSeq names its product component of oligomeric golgi complex 1 (gene COG1). The annotation marks the transcript as partial. Lineage: Eukaryota; Metazoa; Chordata; Aves; Passeriformes; Acanthisittidae. Gene Ontology annotation, biological process: intra-Golgi vesicle-mediated transport. The record is from RefSeq and is a predicted model, not a curated record. Gene Ontology annotation, cellular component: Golgi apparatus; COG complex. The transcript has 12 exons.